CAUCAGGCUCAUCUUAAGUGAUUCAACUACUUUUUUUUCAUUGGAAUAAAAUGGCAAUUAUUAGGAGUAAUGGACGUAGUGAAACGUCUUUUAUAGGUCUUGAUGACUUGUGAAGGUUAACCCGGGUGUGAAUCCUUAGACCUGAGAUCAUUUCCGAUACGAAGUGAGAUGUUAACAUCUUAUACUUAUGUAAUUUUAUCUGGUAGUUUCAUUCAAAUCGAUAUUUGUGUUGCUUUUUGUUUCAGCUACAGAAGAACUAUUGAAGAGUCGAAGAACGAGAAAGGGAAUUUAAUUUUUAGAUUUCCAGAGCAAUCAAAACUUUACCUAUUGAUCCAGUUUGCUCAAGUUAAGUUCGGUUAAAUGCUAUCAAAAAAGCGCCAAUCAUAAAUUGUUUUAGAAACUCAAAGAGCUUAAAGGGCAUCUAUUUUUUGGUUGAAAUUCGGAAGUUGAGAAUUUUUCAACAAAGUCAGUGUUUUUUUUUUCUGUUCACUUGCGUUCAUUACUCUUUUCCAACUGUCAGUUGGCUAUGUUCGUGAAAUUUUGGUUGGGAAGCUCUAAACGAAAUUUGUGGGUUUAACCACCUGAGUGUACAUUAAUGGAAAGAAUAAUUAAAAACGCAUAAAAGCAGUUUUCGAUUUUUCUUCGCAACAAAAACCUGCAAUGUUCGAUUCCCAAAACGCAUUAAAAAUCUCCAAAAACUAAAUUUACUCGAUUAAAACUAAAAUUAAGCAUAAAUAAGCUAUGUAAGCGGCCUUAACUAUUCGUAAGUAAACGCGCUUGCUCGCUCGCUUUCAUCGCUCUGGUUAAGACAAACAAUCUAAAAUUUCAAACCCGUUUUUCUCAACUUUGUCAAAUUUUUCUCAAAUUUUAUAAUAUCGUUCGAAUCACGACUUAUAAAGCUUUAAUAUGAUUUAUCAAUAAACUCUCUCCGAAGAAUAUUCGGGUUUGCUGAUUUUGCGUGGAAAACAAAACAAAAGAAAACACACCCGAAUACAAAGUUCCUCCCCAUUUUUUAAAUGGUCGGGAAAACAAACAAGUUUCAGGCGCGAAAUGUCUUUUCCUGAGAAGACAAUUCUAAAACUAGAACUGAUGCAGGCGUCCAUUGAAAUGUCCAACAGGGGUUUGAAACAAUCAUCAAUUUGGUGUGCUGAACAGGGAAACAGCAUCGAAGCUGACCUAGACACAACACGCCUCUCAAAUGGAAACUUCUACGCUCAAAUGCAGUCGAGUAACGUCACUUCUUAUAUUUUUGCCAAGACUCUUUUCGACAAUAAAGAAUUCACCAGGGCUGCAUUUCAUUUAGAAUCAGGGUCCAAAACUUGUUCUAAAUGCAGUUUUCUGAAGCUUUUUUCUAGACUGCUAAGUAUUGAUACAAAGAAAAUGGAGGACCAGUUAGAACCAUGUAGUCCAAUGUUUCUCAACAGCGAAACGGAGGAAGCACUCCAUAGCUUACUCUCGGAUCUGAGUUGCCUUGACAACUUGGAUGGUUACCACUGUUACUUGAUGGGUCUCGUUUUGAAUAGACUUCAGAGGAAUCGCGAUGCUCUUAGUUACUUCUGCAGAUCAGUGAACCAAGUACCAAUGCUGUAUGCAUCAUGGUGGGAAAUGAAAAACCUGAUUAAAAGAAAAGACGAGCUUAGCGAGCUGAAACUUCCAUCUCACUGGAUGCGAGAAUGCUUUUCAGCUGAAGUCAACUCUAAUUUCCAGAUGAACGUUGAGGUAGUGGAAAAACUGAUUCCAGUUCUAGACGCCGGAUUUUCGAGAAGUCCUCACUUUUUUGCAUGUUUGGCAAAAGCGCAUCACAAUUUGAGAGACUUUGACGCUUCAAUUGAGUGUUUCGAAGACCUCCGAAGUCUAGAUCCGUUUAGACUGGAAGGUCUGGAUACUCUUUCAAAUGAUUAUUACGUCAAAGGUAAAAAAGUAGAAUUGAGUGCACUGGCUCAUCAGAUGAUGGAGAGUGGAAAGUAUAGACACGAAACUUGCUGCGUGGUGGCAAACUACUAUAGUUUCAGACAAGAACACGAGAAGGCUGUAACCUACUUCCAAAGAGCCCUGAAGUUGAACCCAAACUACAUUGAUGCUUGGACUCUUAUGGGACACGAAUUAAUGGAAAUGAAGAAUACAAGUGGAGCAGUGCAGGCCUACAGGAGAGCAGUUGACAUGGAUCCAAAUGACUUCCGAGCUUGGUAUGGACUGGGUCAGACUUACGAGAUCCUCCGCAUGCCUUUACAUUCGAUCUCAUAUUUCCAGCAGGCGCAUGUUUUGAGACCGAAUGACUCACGGUUCCUGGUAGCUUUGGGUUCGUGCUACGAGAGCCUAGACAAAAAUGCAGAGGCGGAAAAAUGUUAUUGGAAAGCGUAUUCGGUGGGCGACUCAGAAGGAACUGCUUUGCUGAAGCUUGGGAAGAUUUUUGAAAAGCAAGAUAAAGAUAAAGACAAGGAAGAAAAAGCAGCGGCUAUAUAUCAGCGAUACGUUGACGAGGCGAGCGUUGAAGGGAGCAGUGUAAAUGAUAUGCAACAGCAGGCUUCAGUUUAUCUUUAUCUAUCCAAGUAUUAUCUCAAGAAGUGCCAUGAAGCGGAUCCGGACCCUGGAGGAGACAGAAAAUGUCUCCUGGAACAGGCCAAUGAUAUGGCAACUAAAGCAGCUCAAUUUAAAUCUACGCGCGAGGAGGCAAGAGCACUUCAGAAAGAGAUUGUAGAAAAAAGGAAGGAUAGAGAAUUUGGGGCGAUGGGGCACAUACAAUCACAAGCCAUGCACUCCUCCAAUAUCAAUUUGAAUCCCAGCACCCUGAUAGAUCUGGAACAAAAUGAUUCAGCUUGAAAUUUAAACUGAUGUUUACGGGAAAUACUCUGACUCUGGUCAGUCCCUUGUUGUUUUUGAAUUAUAAUUAUUUGUCAAUAGAAUUCAUUGUUUAUUUUGAGCUGUAGAUUUACCAGAAGUUCAUAAUCACGAGUUUUGCUGCUGGAUAAUUUGUCUAUUUUGUUUUGCAAAAUCAUUGAAAUCACUGAAUCGCUUCCUUUUU
Molecule: messenger RNA, 3022 nt
Organism: Symsagittifera roscoffensis
Lineage: Eukaryota; Metazoa; Xenacoelomorpha; Acoela; Convolutidae
Product: cell division cycle protein 23 homolog
Exons: 2
Coding region: 1051-2820 (589 amino acids)
Biological process (GO): cell division; protein ubiquitination; anaphase-promoting complex-dependent catabolic process
Cellular component (GO): anaphase-promoting complex
Molecular function (GO): protein binding
Source: RefSeq, a predicted model, not a curated record